Vollenhovia emeryi is the source of this 2561-nucleotide messenger RNA. RefSeq names its product dihydroxyacetone phosphate acyltransferase (gene Dhap-at). Gene Ontology annotation, molecular function: glycerone-phosphate O-acyltransferase activity. The transcript has 7 exons. NCBI's taxonomy places the organism in Eukaryota, Metazoa, Arthropoda, Insecta, Hymenoptera, Formicidae. The record is from RefSeq and is a predicted model, not a curated record. Gene Ontology annotation, cellular component: peroxisomal membrane; mitochondrial membrane. Bases 348 to 2435 code for a protein of 695 amino acids. Gene Ontology annotation, biological process: ether lipid biosynthetic process.
UGUGGACCCGCGGUUACGCGGUACGCGUCAGGAAUUCCAAGAUGGCGGCAGCCAGCUAAUGUGGCAUACUGUCUCCGCGGACAAUCAGAUGUGAGAGAAUAGGAGGAGCAAGAGCGGAAAGGUUUCUCUCAGUUUCAACCUGCAACGUUGUUUACGCAAGAGACAUUUUCAUCAUGUGAGAGACCCGAGUGAGGUCUCGCCUCACGUGAGAUUUGGAAUCCAGCGGUCGGACGCUUUAAAACUGACCCACUCGCAAAGCGAGUCGGCGGAGCCUAAGCUGACAGACCUGGCGGACCUCGGCGAAUAUUGAGAACACGGUGAGGGACGGAUCGGCGUUGACGGGCGAGAUGGAGCGGGACGCCGGCUUCGUCGACAUGCUGGAGGACAGACGGCGGGAAUGCGACCUUCUGUGGGCGACGCGGACCAUGGACCCGUUGCUGCCGCAUAUGCUGCCGUCGGAGUCGGUCUACGACCGGGAGAGCGUCAUACAGGCUGUCUUGCUCGACAAGCAGGUCCGACUUGCCAUCGACACGAUAGCGAGAACGACGGGGGUCGCGAUUAAGGACGUCGAGGGCAGCGCCAGUGCCAUGAUCAACGAGAUGGCUAGUAAAGCAGACCUGGCGACGGUCCGUUGGCUAGGUAUUUUUAUCACGAAAGCCAUGAAGAGGAUGUUCUCGAGGAUUUACAUAAACGAGACCAUGCUGUCCGACUUGAAGAGGAAGACGCGGGUAUCGCAGGUGCAGUACGUUUACGUGCCGUCGCACAGGAGCUACAUGGACUUUAUUCUCCUGUCGUACAUUCUCUUCUCCUACGACAUGGCGCUACCGAACAUCGCAGCCGGCAUGGAUUUUUAUAAUAUGAAGAUAGUGGGAGAGCUGCUGCGUAAGACCGGGGCGUUUUAUAUACGGCGCAGUUUCUCCAACGACAUAUUGUACAAACAGAUCUUCCGUUCGUACAUCAACACUAUCGUCAGUCACAGCGACAGGGCGAUUGAAUUUUUUAUCGAGGGUACGCGGAGCCGCAGCCAGAAGAGCACGAUGCCGAAAUACGGCCUCCUGUCCAUCAUCGUAGAGAGUUUACUUCAAGGCGACGUACCCGACAUACACUUCGUGCCUAUGAGCAUCAAUUACGAACGACCGCCGGAAGAGUUGUUAUUUGUUUACGAGAUGCUGGGGUUACCGAAGCCGAAGGAGAGCACGAGCGGACUGUUCCGCUCGCUCUCCAUUCUGCAGAAACCCUUCUCUCACGGGCGCAUUUUCUUCAACAUCGGCGAACCGAUACCCGCCAGCCGAUUCGUGGACAGAGCGUACCGACAGAGGAAAGUUCUACAGCCCUCCUUCAGAGUUCCGUCGCACGUUGUGGAGACUAUUGCCUAUCGUAUAAUAGAGACACACAAGAAGAAUACUGUACUCAUGCCGAUCAAUAUCAUCGCCUCACUUGUCAACGAGAGAAUCCAGCUGAAACCAGGGGAGCCGUAUACGCUCGAUUUAUUGAUCGAGGAUUAUCGGUGGUUCAAGAGCUUCGUUACUGGGUCAUUGAAAGCUUUAAUGUAUGAAAUGGAAACUACUGAUAAUGAUGGGAUAAGACAGGAAAUAUUGCAGUCCUUAAAACCGCAUGACGAACUAAUGGUUGUUGACUCAUCGGGCAUGUUAAAAAUCAAACAGAGGCACAAAGGAACGAAACAAAUGAAUUGUUCAAAUAUCAAGGGACAUCCUCUGUCUGAACGGACCCUGCAAAUAGCGGUAUCUGCCAUUAAUAUAGCAAUCUAUACCAAUCCGACCUUGGCAUAUCUGGUGGGGACUGCACUCGUUGCUGCAACUAUAGGAGAGAACGGCACCCAAAGCGAAGUAGCUUUGGAACGAUACGAGCUGUUAAGAGGAUUGCUCGGCACAGAAUUUGUACUGUGCCCGAGCGAAGACAGAGUUUUGCUCAAGAUAGAAUGGGAGAAGUCACUGAAUAUAUUGCUAUCACAGAACUGCUUGUACACGGCGAAUGACUUAAUUUUUAUAGGAAAUAACACUAAAUUGUUUUCCAUCUUGCAUAAUGUUAUAUUACCUUUCAUAGACGUUAUAUACGUGAUAUGUAUCUUAUUGUCCGAGUGGACCGAGAGAACGUCCGUCGAGCUCACGAAUCAGACAAUUCUCGUCGAAACGCAGAAGGAAGUAGAAAGAUUAAUACUCGAGACUAAGGACCGGUGUCAACAUCCCUACUGUUUAUCUCUUGAUUUGUACAACACAACGUGGUCUAACUUAUUAUCGCAAGGUGUUAUCGUACACCAGAAACAUAUCAAUGCGUAUCAAACGGACAGAGUAAAGUUGGCGCAUCUCAUCGGUGCACUGCGCGAAUUACCAUUACGGCGUCCCAUGGGAAGCUACGUCGAUGCAUUGCCUUUGAUCAUUUCAACACCAUCGAUGGAUGUACAAGCCAAGUUAUAACAGUUUAUUAGUGAAACAAUGAAUUUUGUAUGCCAAGACUACUAACAGUAUUAAAACUAAGGCCGGUAUUUAUAGUCGGAUCUUGUGCUCAAGAUCGUCUUGAAUUUAUCUAAAGAUGCUGUACGG